GAAAAUCUUCCACUUACAACUUCACAGAAUCUAUCAUCCUUCAGUUACUACUGGCUAUGCAAACUCCAAAGCAGUCACUUCAAUCUCAACUCUGAUCACAUCUCAUCGAUACCAGCGUUCAAAACGUUGAUAUUCCAUUCGCAUACAAAAAGAAAGACAAAAAGAAAGACAAAAAUAACAGAGAAAAAACGAAUGCUAAAGCAAAGCAACACCAAUCUCAAAUCACCAAACUUAACCGAAUCUACUACCUUCCCAAACACAACCUUCACCACUACCACCACUACCAAAACAACCGAAAUGUCAACAGAAAUGGAUAUCGACCCUCCCACCACCAACAUCACCAUCACUACCAAGCCCACCAAAUCAUCAAAAUCCCAGACCCUCACUCAAACAACCAUCCGCUCCCCCGUCUUCUCCUACGCCCACCUCUCUUUGGUUUCUCCCUUCCCAUCCUCUUCCUCCUCCUCCCAAAACACCCCCUCCCUCGACGACCUAACCGCCCGGCACUACCUCACCACCGCCCUCCGCCAAUUCCUCGGCGACACCGGCGCCUCGCUGGCCAUCGACAUGUUGCUAGUCAAGGGCACCGAAUGCUGGGUUCGCGUGCCUAGGGAGGAUUUGGCGGCUUUUGCGGCGGCGGUCACUGCUUACCCGGGCCAUAAUGUGGGAGGGGAAGAACAGAUGUUGAUGAGGGUGGUGGGGUGUGGGGAUUGGUUGGGGGCGUUGGUGGGGAGGGAGGGGGAAGCGAGAGUUUGGGGGUGAAGCUUGAGAAUGGGGCAUGAGGUGUGAGACUUCGUUGGGAGGGAUUAUUUCAGUUGUCUUGGGAGAAGGAGGGCCGUUCUGUCCAGGAGUUGGGAAGAGAGGAUUGCAGUGAAUGGGAAGAGCUCCUGGGCUGGACGGCUAGGAGAGUUCUGUGGCAGGAAGAGGUCGAGGCUGAGUACUUACCAGACUGUAGCUACGGCAGCUUCAGGAAAGGGAAAAUGUGAGGAAGAUGGAGGGAGAUGACUGUAUACUCGUCCUGUUUCAACGGCUAUCUCUGUGGAGAAAGAAUUGGCUUAAAUCGGUACAGCCCUCGCGGCGAAUGUUCUGGGUCAGCGACUGUACACGAGGUUCCAAGAGCGUCAUACGGACUACUUACUACAAUUUCUGUGCGCCGUACGUAAUUGUGAUGGUCCCCUAUGAGAAGACAGA
Molecule: messenger RNA, 1191 nt
Organism: Neurospora crassa OR74A
Lineage: Eukaryota; Fungi; Ascomycota; Sordariomycetes; Sordariales; Sordariaceae
Exons: 1
Coding region: 193-762 (189 amino acids)
Biological process (GO): intronic box C/D snoRNA processing; nuclear-transcribed mRNA catabolic process, RNase MRP-dependent; tRNA processing
Cellular component (GO): nucleolar ribonuclease P complex; ribonuclease MRP complex
Molecular function (GO): ribonuclease MRP activity
Source: RefSeq, a predicted model, not a curated record